ACAUUAGCCACAACAGUUUUAUUGGUGGUUAUUGUAACGCACUCAAAAUCGAUUGAAUUUUUCUUAAAAGGUGAGAAAAAAUGCAAUAAUUUUCUACGUUGGUGAAUAAAAGCGAUAAAAUGACAACAGUAAAAUAUAGUUUAAUCCUCCUCUUCUUAAUUAAAUUACCCUUUACGUGUGGCAGGAUACACCAACUGGAAGUUGAGAAUGACUCACGCCGCUACAUCGGCUUAAGCACUUUCGGCUUUUAUAACGGGGGAAAAUUGGACGUGCAACUGCAAAAUUUUAAGGCCGAACCGUUCGACGAAAACGCCAUUUUCGGCUUUAGCGUCGAUAGAACUUUGAACGACGCCACAAGCCCGUACCUGGAUAGUCACCCCGAUCGCUGCCUGCUCGAAGACCCGGUGCAUUCCGAGCACGAAGCGGCGGUCAUCUACUUCAUAAUGAAUCUCAAGGACAAAGUGCUAUACGUAAACUGCAGUCCGGAAUGGAAGAGCGUGCACAUAUACGGAAGUAGCAAGGAGAUUCCCAUGCCGAGCGUAAAGCAGGCGCUGGUGGGAAGCGGAAAUAUUUUAAUGCAGACCAGACGAAAACGUAGUACCGGCGACGAAUCCGUCGUCACGGCGAGUUCGUGCAGCAAACUGCGCUUGCCCAUUUCCAUUCGGCAUGAUGGUAAAGGACCGCCGUCUUUCAACACUAGUUUUGUUAUGCGAAUCUUGAGCAGCGCCGAGGAAGGCCUGUACAACUUGUACUUCUACAAUUGCCCCAACUACAAUACCAAGCAGGUGAAUGUCAAUUUUCGGAUACAAAUUACUGAGGAAAAUGUGGGUAAUUUUCUGUCGGCGGGCGAAAUGCAACUGCCCGCGCUCUACUGCACGAUGGCCAUAUUGUUUUUGUUGUCGGGAGCGUUUUGGGUUUUCCUGCUGCGUCAGUCGAAACAUCCGGUCUUUAAAAUUCACUACCUGAUGGCGACGCUCGUGUUUUUGAAGGCGCUGUCGCUCGCGUUUCACGGCAUGAAUUAUCACUUCAUCGAACGGUCGGGCGUACACCUAUCCACCUGGGCGGUCUUGUACUACAUCGCUCAUUUGCUGAAGGGCACCCUACUGUUUGUGAUUCUGCUACUGAUCGGAACCGGGUGGACGUUUAUUAAGCAUAUACUCGCACCUCGUGACAAACGUCUUUUUAUGGUCGUAAUUCCGCUACAAGUUCUCGCGAACGUAGCCGAAAUUAUUCUCGAGGAGAGCGAGGAGGGCGCUCGCGAACAUCGUACGUGGCGCGAUAUUUUUAUACUCGUCGACUUGCUGUGCUGCGGCUGCAUACUGUUCCCGGUAGUGUGGUCCAUCAGGCAUCUACAGCAGGCGAGCGUAACAAUUGGCAAGGUCGCGACCAGUCUGCGAAAAUUGAAAUUAUUCCAGCACUUUUACAUAAUGAUCGUGUGCUACAUUUAUUUUACUCGCAUCGUCGUCUAUUUGCUACGCAUAACGGUUCCGUUUCAAUACGGAUGGCUUGACGAAAUGUUUAGGGAGAUGGCGACGUACGUUUUCUUCGUAUUGACGGGCUACACAUUUCGACCCGCUUCUCAGAACCCUUAUUUCGCCGUACCGGACGACGACGCGGAGGAGAGCUUGGUCAUAACAGAAUCGGGCUUAACAGAGGACUUAAAAGACAUUCGCCAUAAGUCGACGUCAAAUAUGACCGAGGUGACCCAGAAGGAAAUCGAAGCCCUGUUAGAUCCAAGAGAAGGCAGUCAUGAUUAUGAUUAGAUUUUUACGAUUUCCCCCCUUCAUUUAAUUUGUACAUAAUUAAUUGUAAGAUUAGUGAUUAUUAAAUACUUUUAGCGUG
Molecule: messenger RNA, 1842 nt
Organism: Photinus pyralis (common eastern firefly)
Lineage: Eukaryota; Metazoa; Arthropoda; Insecta; Coleoptera; Lampyridae
Product: protein GPR107
Exons: 6
Coding region: 120-1763 (547 amino acids)
Biological process (GO): transport
Cellular component (GO): Golgi apparatus; membrane
Source: RefSeq, a predicted model, not a curated record